GAAACGUCGGUCUCGCUGCGCUCCUCUGUGCGCGGAGACUCUCGGUGCGCAGCGCGGAGGUGCUAGACGAGGACGCGCACGGCGUUUAUCCCUGCUGGGGUUUUGGUUUCUUUUUUUCUUUUUUAGCACACAGGGGAUCGUACACCUUUUAAUUCCAGGAGGAAGCUGCGAGUUGAGUGGCCGUCCCUGCAUCCAUCCCACCGCAACUUGUCAAGGCACAAGUGAGCCGGAGCGGACAGCAGAGCUGAUAGCGUCACAGUCACGGGACCGUUUGACAACGACUUGCUCCAGACUCCGUUUGCCAGAGGUUGGAGCGGAGCCACAGAGCUGAAGAGAGACUAAUGUGCGAUGGCUUAAAGACAACCCGAAGGACCUGAAAGCCAUCAGUGGCACAGAGUGCCAACAAGGUCAUCUGGCUAACGGAUGGUUUGUCCCACUGUUCCUUUUUAAAGACUGAUGGAGUUGUCAUGAUGCUCAAAGAAAUACCAGUGGACCUUUGAAGAAUGAAUUUUCCGAACCACUGGAUUGUUCUGGAGGGAAAAGGCGUCCAAGGUCAAAGAAAAGUCAUCAACAGCGAAAUCAGUUGGCCUUUUCUCAGAUCAAGGAUUCUUCUUUGGGAGACAGAAUUAUUCAUGACUUUCCAAGCAGAUGAACUUUAGAAAAGCUGUCAUCACAAAAUAAGUUCAAAAUAGUAAUAUUAAGAUAGCUUAGUUUUAGAUGGCCUGCUUUGAGACAAUGCAAUAAAAUUGUUAUUUUUGUUGCUUUAAAAAUUGCCCCUCAGGGUAUUAUCCUUAUGGUCAUAAUUUAAAAACUGCAGUGAAAGAUACUAUAAUCAAAAUGACUGUUCAUGCUGCAACAAAAGCAGGUACUCUGCAGGUGGUAUGAUUCCAAAAUGCUCCAUGAAGUGCCCUGUAUUCAGCAGAUAACCUCAUAUUUAUUUGUGAUCUUAUUGAUUUACUUCUAAGAUCUUACACAAAGGCCUUUUGUAUUUGAAAAUACAACUGAAAAGAAAACUCAUGCAUCUUUUAUAUUACAGAUAAAUAACCAGGGUGAGUUUAUUUUUUCUUUAUUUAGUUUUUCAUCAAAAUGGCUCUUUCGUGGACAGCGAGGACUUGGACAUUGGCAGCAUUGGCUUUUCUUGGCUGCAGUAGUUUCGGCUGGUGUGACGCCUCAAGGACUAUUGGUUCAACAUCGGGAGGAAGUACACAGGACCAAGGAGCCUCAUCGUUGGAACGAGUGAAGAGAGGAUGGGUGUGGAACCAGUUUUUUGUCGUGGAAGAGUACACAGGGACAGAGCCCCUCUAUGUAGGAAAGAUCCACACAGAUUCUGACGAAGGAGAGGGGAACAUCAAGUACACUAUCUCUGGAGAAGGUGCGGGCUCUAUAUUCAUCAUUGAUGAGCAAACGGGGGACAUCCACGCUACAGAGAGGCUGGACCGAGAAGAGAAAGCGUUUUACACACUUAGGGCCCGGGCCCGGGACCAGCUUUCCAAUGACCCCCUGGAACCAGAGUCGGAGUUUGUCAUCAAGGUCCAGGACAUCAACGACAGUGAGCCCAAGUUCUUGGAGGGUCCCUACAUCGGCAGUGUGGCAGAGCUGUCCCCCAUAGGAACAUCCGUUAUGAAGGUGACUGCAUCAGAUGCUGACGACCCCACCUACGGCAGCAGCGCCAGGGUUGUGUACAGCGUACUGGAUGGAGAGAAGAUUUUCACUGUCGACAGACACACAGGAAUCAUCAUGACAGCAGUGGCAGAUUUGGACCGUGAGACACAGGAUCGGUAUGAGUUGGUCGUCAAGGCAACAGACAUGGCCGGACAAAUGGGCGGUCUCUCGGGCUCCACCACGGUGACCAUAGUGAUCACAGAUGUUAAUGACAACCCCGCCGCGCUUCCCCACAGAAUGUACCAGUUUUCGGUGUCAGAGGGGGCGGCUGUGGGUACUCCGGUUGGACGCGUCAUUGCAACGGAUGCCGACAUGGGAGAUAACACCGACAUGAGCUAUCUGAUCAAAGAGGAAGGAGAGCUCUUUAAGGUCACUACAGACGUAGAGACACAGGAAGCUGUUGUCUCCAUCAAGAAGCCACUGGACUUCGAGGCCAAGCGCACACACAAUGUUGUUGUGGAGGCCGUGAAUAAGCACGUCGACCCCCGCUUCGCCAACCUCGGUUCCUUCCGAGACGAGACCAUCGUUUGCGUCAGUGUGUCAGACGUGGACGAGCCUCCCGUCUUCCAACCAGCGGAGGGCGCUAUCAUGGAGGUGCAGGAGGACGCCAAAGUAGGAGCGCUGGUUGGCGUCGUGGCUGCAAGGGAUCCAGAUGUGAAGAAUAAACCUGUCAGGUUCUCCAUCGAUCGGACCACGGACCAGGACAUGAUCUUCCAUAUCGAUCCCGAUUCGGGUGCCAUCACGCUGGAAAAGAUUUUGGACCGUGAGACGGCAGGAUGGCACAACAUCACAGUGAGGGCUGUAGAAGCAGAUAAUCACACCAUGGCGUCCCACUCGGCACUCAGUAUCCGUAUUCUGGAUGUAAACGACAAUCCUCCUGAACUCGCCACACCAUACGAAGCCUCCAUAUGCGAAGAUGCCAAACCGGGACAGCUAAUUCACACCAUCAGUGUGGUGGACAGAGACGAGCCACAAUCAGGUCAUCGCUUCUACUUCACCCUCGCCCCCGAGGCCUCCAGCAAUCGACACUUCACCCUCUGGGAUGUCAAAGACAACACAGCCGGCAUCCGGACCCAGCGGUCAGGCUUCAACCGCCAUGAGCAGAAUGUGUACUUCCUGCCCAUCCUGGUGGUCGACAGCGGGCCCCCCUCCCUCAGCUCCACAGGCACCCUGACCAUCCACGUCUGUGGCUGCGACACAGAAGGAGCCAUCCAGUCGUGCAACGCCACGGCCUACGUAAUAAGUGCCGCUCUCAGCCCGGGGGCACUCAUAGCACUACUGGUCUGCAUGCUCAUCCUCAUAGUCCUCGUCUUGCUGAUCCUGACCCUGAAACGCCACAGGAAAGGCCAGAGGAUGACGGAGGACGAGGAGGACAUGAGGGACAACGUCAUCAAGUACAACGACGAGGGCGGAGGGGAGCAGGACACUCAGGCGUACGACAUGAGCGCCCUGAGAAACCUCUACGACUUCCCGGAGGCAAAGAGCAGCGACUCUGGCCCGGACAUCCGCUCGCUGCCGCAAUGGAUACAGUCCAACCGGGCGGGCGGCGGUGCAGAGGGCGCUGCGGCGGCAGCGGCGGCAGACUUCUCACUAUUCAAAGGCUACAUCCGAAAGAAGGUGGAGCAGGCCGACGCUGAUCUGACGGUGCCGCCGUACGACUCCUUCCAGACGUACGCCUUCGAGGGCACCAGUUCACCGGCGCUGUCGCUGAGCUCCAUCCACACGCUGUCCACCACCUCCGAGCAAGAUUUCUCCUACCUCAGCGACUGGGGACCACGUUUCAGGCAACUGGCGGGCUACUACGCGCCAGGAAAUCCUGAGGAGGAAGGGUCCUAGCACAGCGUCCCCUCCGGAGCGAGACGUUUGAACUGCUUCGUCCUUCUGGCACUGUGUACAACCCGAAAAUCUCUGAAACUCUGAAAUCAAGAUUGCUUUUUUCUUUUAACUACAGUUUAAAAGUUUUCAGCCUUUGGCUCUAACUGAAAAAUGUACACACGAACAUUGCUUCUUACGCUACAUGGGUGAUUUUUCGCUCUCCAGAAUCACACAUUACAACCUUUAAUUUGAGCGGUGAGACUGUUCUCAAAGUAAUGACAUGGUGUGGGAGGGGUCAAACUAUGCCAAGCCAAGCUGUCAAACAGGUAUUUAUUGAGGGAAAAAAAAGUAUUUAUGUAUUUAUGUAUUUUUUUUUUUUUAAGUAUUUAUUUAUUUAUUUAUCAACGCGAUGACCGCUACGUUAACCGAAAGAAUGAACUCUGCUGAAGUGCUAAAGACGAAUCGAGGGGAGGAGGACAUUAUCAGAACAAAUGACAGACAACACGGAAGAAGAAAAGACUGCAGUUAAGGAUGAGACAUCUGGGACAUACAAAAUGACAUUCUGGAAAAUAUUUGUAUUUAUUUUCUAUGACCACUUUUGUAAAAUAACCAACGUUUUUCUUUUCAAGUCUUUGUUGAAAAGCCGAGGCAAGUACAAAUAGAUUGAAAAGAUGGAGUGAAAGAACUGUAGAAAAAAAGCUGGGAAUUAAUUGAACUGUUGAGACUGACUUACUUUUGCUGUAUUUUAGUGAUUUAUAAAAGGUUUUUUGACGGUUUCCGACCACAGGACAAUUGUGCGUUAACAGUUUCUUUUCUUAUUCUUAUUCUUUCCACAGCCAAUUGUAAGGCAAUGAGGCACAAACCGCAACAAUGAUUUAACACUUAACAAAAUUACUGUUCAAUGGAAUUGGUCGGUUGCCAGCAUUGACCCGCAGAAGCCAGCUUUCAUUCCUGAUUUUGUGGCUGUGUGUACAAUAUGUUUUAUUCAUUUGAUAUCCCGAGACAUCAGAUUUUCUUUUGGCCAUUUUGUUUCCUUUAGCGGAUGGAGGUGCCUAAUUAAAGGGGAAUGCUUUAAGGGUGACACCUGAUGAAUGGACCCAUCACAUCCGCUUGAUAUCCACAACCUGUUAGUUGUUGACCUGAAAUUGCAAAUGUAUUGAAAAAAAAAAAAGAAAUAAAUAUUUAAUUUUUUGGGUAAAAAAACCUACAUCUCACUUAAAUGACUGAAUAACAUUACUCAGCAAAUGAGAUCGGGGCCAGGUAUAUAUAAUACUAACGUUUUUUGCCACUUGUUUGUUUAGAUGUCACCUGAAUUAUGAGUAAUUGUGCAGCCAACUUGCAUUUACACCAUGGGGACAGCCAGAGCCCAGGAUGGAAACAAACGAACCACAUGACAGGCCACAUCAAACAAAGACUUUCCUCUCAGCAUGGUUCCCUCCUGCCAAACUACUGUAAUUGUCAUAGCUGCCGAGAGGAUGCUGAGGCAUACGUUGAUGCUUUUAUCGUUAUGAUCUGCAGGUAAAAUGGCCACUCAAACCGUGGGAUUCAUAUUUACUUGCCUUCAGCUACAAAUAAAAAAGGUCAGCUUUUUUA
This is a messenger RNA of Gasterosteus aculeatus aculeatus (three-spined stickleback), 5070 nucleotides long. The record is from RefSeq and is a predicted model, not a curated record. NCBI's taxonomy places the organism in Eukaryota, Metazoa, Chordata, Actinopteri, Perciformes, Gasterosteidae.